UUUUAUUUUGUUUUUAGUUAAAAGUUAUAGUUUCGAAAUAAAAAUUAUAGUUUAAAAUGGAAAAUUCAAUUGCAUAUCCUCGAAAAGUUGACGUAUUAAAAAUUUUUGUUACUGGUGACCAGAAAGUAGGCAAAGCAGCAUUUAUCAAAUGUGUAGUAUUCGGUGCUUAUGAUCCAUAUUUAGAGUCUGCACUUCAGUUGGAUUUUAUGACAAGAGAAAUAAAAGUAGAAGAUGAACUGGUUGUUGUUCAACUAUGGAAAACUGAGCCACCAUCAUAUCACUGUGCUAUUGUUAUUUAUGAUGUGACAAAUCGAAGUUCUUUUGCAUGUGCAUUGAAGAAACUUGAAUAUAUUCGCCAACAAAGUUCAAAUGAUUUGCCUGUGUUAUUGUUAGCAAAUAAAAUAGAUACAGACAAAAAAAGACAAGUGAUGUUACAUGAAGGUGAACUUGCUGCUCUUCAGCACAGCGCACUUUUUAAUGAGAUAAGUUGUACUGAGGCUACUAAUACAAGAGAGAGUUUAACUUUAUUUAUUGGAUCGUUGUUAUCAUUAAAUAACGAACUUUUUUCUGAAGAAUAGAAUUUAUUUUUCCACUUUUUUAACACGAUAUUUUGUAGAUCCAUGUUUUUUAACGCUUUUGUAUAUAAUUGCGACCUUUUGUAAUUGUAAGCAUUACUUAUCGAGUAAUUUUAUAUUCACAUUAUUUAUAAUUUUUUUUAUUUUUUAUCAAGUAUUUUUAUAUAUUAUUUUUUGUAUUAUUUAUAAUAAUAUUUAAGUAUUUAUUAUUAGGAAAUUUCUAAAUUAUUCAAUCAUUGUUUUAGCAAUAUUUAUUACUGCAAUAAAAUACAGUUUAAAAUAUAUUUUUUAUGAUAUUUUUUUAAUAGCUUACUUUUUCUAAUUUUUUAUUGAUUUCUAUUUUAUCUACCCCCAUAUUACUCAGUAAAAGCCGUUAUUUUAUCUAAUACUUGUUUGCGGUGUACCUAGAGGUAGCAAGAUCCAAAAUAUUUAUGACGUGAAGAAUAGUGAGUUCUUUGAAUGUGUUUAGAAAACCCAUAUAAAAGAUGUAUACAAAUUGACUACAUUUUACAAUAUCUUUAUUUCAA
Molecule: messenger RNA, 1102 nt
Organism: Hydra vulgaris (swiftwater hydra)
Lineage: Eukaryota; Metazoa; Cnidaria; Hydrozoa; Anthoathecata; Hydridae
Product: ras-related protein Rab-6
Biological process (GO): vesicle-mediated transport
Molecular function (GO): GTP binding; GTPase activity
Source: RefSeq, a predicted model, not a curated record